UUUUUUUAAAAUAUAUUGAAUUGAGUUUCGGUUUAAAUUAGUGAGAAUGAAAUCUCUCUGUUAAAAUCAUAAUGAUUGUAGUGUAAUAUAGGGUUUAGUUUUGUAUGGUUCAAUUGCGUUAGGUGCAUGAUGCAAUUGUUAGUCUAAUUUAAGUUCCGAUUGUGAUAGGUUCAUGAUUCAAUUGUUAACCUAAUCAUCCAAGCAUAUCGGGAAACAACGAACUCUCUUUAAAUGCUUGGUUCAAUUGAGUUAUUUUCAUUCUAUUUAUAUGCUUUUUUUUUUUUUGGUUUUGUGUUAUGUGUUUUUUUUUCGGGUGAUUGCAGAUACACGCAAACGACACGUGUCAUUAUUAUCAUCUUCGUGUCGCAACCAUAUAAACUUUCCCAACUGCUGCGUCAUCAACACUGUCAGCACGCUCUGACACGUGUCUGCAUCGUGUCAAUACAGGGAUCGUGAUGUUCUCUCCAGCGCCCACCUAAACUCUCUAUUAUUCCACGUGUCGCGACUCCAACACGUCCUUUGAGCCUAUUUGAAGCGCACCAUAUUAACUUGCUACAGUGUGCUAAAAAACAAAGUUUGAGACAAAUUAUUUGGAUUGGAAAAAAAAAAAAAAAAGGAAAGAAAAAGGAAGUGAGCUGAAAAUGCAGUCUGGGAAGAACGUAAAGGGGUCCGUGAAAGAAACGGCUGCUAAUGUAGCAGCCUCUGCUAAGUCUGGCAUGGACAAGACCAAAGCCACAGUGCAAGAAAAGGUGGAGAAGAUGACAGCUCAUGACCCGGUUGAAAAGGACAUGGCAACCCAAAAGAGGGAGGAGAGAAUGGUGGAGGCCGAGCUGAACAAGUGUGCGGCGAAGGCACACAACGCCACGGCUAGACACGAGGCAUCCGUGGGUGGGCCCACGGGGUACACAACAAGUGGCACUGGGACCCACACAUACUCCCCAACCGGGGCCACAGGGCAGCCCACUGGGGCUCACCAAAUGUCAGCGCUGCCCGGACAUGGUACCGGGCAGCCCACGGGCCAGGUGACGGAGGGAGUAGUGGAAUCGCACCCUAUCGGGAUCAACACAGGUACGGGUUGGACCGCAGCCCAUAAUACUCGUGUGGGUGGGAAUCCACCCGGAUAUGGAACUGGUGGGACCUUCAGUUGAAAUGGAGCCUUUGAUUAUGUACUAUGGCCAUUAGUUGUGGGGUCGGGUUAGGUCAUCUUUUAAAUCCCAAUUUUUUUUGGUGGGUUAAUAUGUAAUACGUGGGUUUUUUUUUUUUGGGCAAGUCUUUUAAGGCAUAGUGGUUGAAGUUUGUUUUGAUAUUUUACAAGUUUUAAUGGAAUAAAAUUGGUAGCAUUGUGUAAAAGUUUAUAUAUAAAUUUGAAUCAGAAAUUUGGACCAA
Molecule: messenger RNA, 1386 nt
Organism: Prunus persica (peach)
Lineage: Eukaryota; Viridiplantae; Streptophyta; Magnoliopsida; Rosales; Rosaceae
Product: 18 kDa seed maturation protein
Exons: 2
Coding region: 642-1148 (168 amino acids)
Biological process (GO): embryo development ending in seed dormancy
Source: RefSeq, a predicted model, not a curated record